UGGCGCGCUACUGCAAUCAAAAAGCUACUCUGGUGACCACGUUGAACUAUAUAACACAUUUUCACCGCGAACUCACCCUUUGUGAUAAUGUCGGCAGAUUAUGAAGAGAGACCCAGAGACAAUGGCCCCGAGGGCAUGGAGCCGGAAGGAGUCAUUGAGAGCAACUGGAACGAGAUCGUGGACAGCUUUGAUGACAUGAACCUGCGUGAGACUUUGCUUAGAGGAAUCUACGCCUAUGGUUUUGAGAAGCCCUCUGCCAUUCAGCAGCGGGCCAUUCUCCCUUGUAUCAAGGGGUAUGAUGUGAUUGCACAGGCACAGUCAGGCACAGGGAAGACCGCCACCUUCGCCAUCUCGAUCCUACAGCAGAUCGACACUGAGCUGAAGGGCACGCAGGCUCUAGUCCUGGCCCCCACCAGAGAGUUGGCUCAGCAGAUUCAGAAGGUGAUUCUGGCCCUGGGUGACUACAUGGGCGCGUCGUGCCAUGCCUGCAUCGGGGGAACCAACGUGCGGAACGAGGUGCAGAAGCUGCAGGCGGAGGCACCCAACAUAGUGGUGGGGACCCCAGGCCGCGUCUUCGACAUGCUUAACCGCAAGUUCCUCUCUGCCAAGUAUAUUAAGAUGUUUGUGCUGGAUGAGGCUGAUGAGAUGCUGAGCAGAGGGUUCAAGGACCAGAUCUACGAGAUCUUCCAGAAGCUGGCCACGAACACGCAGGUGGUGCUGUUGUCUGCCACAAUGCCCCUCGAUGUGCUAGAGGUCACCAAGAAGUUCAUGCGAGAGCCUGUGCGCAUCCUGGUGAAGAAGGAAGAGCUGACGCUGGAGGGUAUUCGCCAGUUCUACAUCAACGUGGAGAAAGAGGAGUGGAAGCUGGACACCCUGUGUGACCUGUACGAGACCCUGACCAUCACUCAGGCCGUCAUCUUCAUCAACACCCGGCGGAAGGUCGACUGGCUGACCGAGAAGAUGCACGCCAGAGACUUCACCGUCUCUGCCUUGCACGGAGACAUGGACCAGAAGGAGCGCGACCUGAUCAUGAGGGAGUUCCGCUCAGGGUCCAGCAGAGUCCUCAUCACCACUGACCUGCUGGCCAGAGGAAUUGAUGUACAGCAGGUGUCCCUGGUCAUCAAUUACGACCUUCCUACCAACCGUGAAAACUACAUUCACAGGAUUGGCCGAGGGGGUCGUUUCGGCAGAAAAGGGGUGGCCAUCAACAUGGUGACUGAAGACGACAAACGCACACUUCGUGACAUCGAGAGCUUCUACAACACCACCGUGGAGGAGAUGCCCAUGAACGUGGCCGACCUGAUCUAGAAAUGUCCACUGAACCCCCUCACAGGAGAUCACGCUCUUGUCCCCCACCCCACCAGACACAAGCAUCCUUUAACCUCUCCAAAGACCUCCUCCCUUCUCCAAAUUUGUGCUUUGAUGCAAAUGCAGAAGCCAUAAAUGUCCCCCUUGGGACUGUGGAUUCUAUUACACGCUGCUGCCGUUGAAUAAAAUCCACAGUUCUCUAGGCUGGCAUCAGAACCUGGCCAGUGUGUUCAUCCAUUAUUCAUUUAGUCACCUUGCCUUUCCAGGAUAUAUUUUUUCUCUCUCCUGAAACUCUUAAUCUCCGCCACCCCCUUCCUACGCAUUAAUAUUCCGGAAUUUUCAGCACCCGUUGGAGCACUUUGAGCCUCCAGGUGGUGCAAAGAAAAUGGACGCCCUUAUAGGCCAGUAAAAGUGGCAUCACAUCCCCCAUAAUGGCUCCAUGAUGGCCGCUCUUCAGUGGUUCCACUGCCCUUCGUUUUCUCUGACUUCCCCAACACUGGUGUGUUACUGUUGCAACUGUCUGGGGGUGUUGUAAUGGAGGGGAAAAAUGGGGUCAUUGCACAAUUUUUUUUUUUUCAAUAUACAUUAUUACAUAUGAAUGUUUUUACAGUAUUCAAUAAAUGAUUUAAAAAAAUGAA
This is a messenger RNA of Anguilla rostrata (American eel), 1946 nucleotides long. RefSeq names its product eukaryotic translation initiation factor 4A1B (gene eif4a1b). The record is from RefSeq and is a predicted model, not a curated record. Gene Ontology annotation, molecular function: ATP binding; RNA binding; RNA helicase activity. Lineage: Eukaryota; Metazoa; Chordata; Actinopteri; Anguilliformes; Anguillidae. The transcript has 11 exons. Bases 88 to 1308 code for a protein of 406 amino acids.